Molecule: messenger RNA, 279 nt
Organism: Colletotrichum higginsianum IMI 349063
Lineage: Eukaryota; Fungi; Ascomycota; Sordariomycetes; Glomerellales; Glomerellaceae
Exons: 1
Coding region: 1-279 (92 amino acids)
Source: RefSeq, a predicted model, not a curated record
AUGUUUGCGGGACGCUUCUCCUCCGUCGAUCUCCCCCACACCGAAGCUGCGACCUCUGAGCGGGUCACAUCACAUAUCAGAUCCCGGGCCGUCGAUAACACCACAAAACACCCUCCCUCUCGUCCACGACAACGGAUCAGAUUGGACGCUUCCGGAUCACGGCGCCCCUCACCCGCCUCAAAAAUCUAUCGGACGAUCCGCGGUGUUGUGCAGAACACGGAGUCGACAGCUGCGGCCGACCCCCGUGAGGUCUUAAUGUGCAUGACCAACACCGACUGA